This is a messenger RNA of Limulus polyphemus (Atlantic horseshoe crab), 15103 nucleotides long. RefSeq names its product zinc finger protein 160-like. Gene Ontology annotation, biological process: regulation of DNA-templated transcription. The record is from RefSeq and is a predicted model, not a curated record. NCBI's taxonomy places the organism in Eukaryota, Metazoa, Arthropoda, Merostomata, Xiphosura, Limulidae. The transcript has 3 exons. Gene Ontology annotation, molecular function: RNA polymerase II cis-regulatory region sequence-specific DNA binding; DNA-binding transcription factor activity, RNA polymerase II-specific. Bases 2632 to 4389 code for a protein of 585 amino acids.
UGCUAUUGUCCUGCGCUUUUAAUUUUACCCCCCUCAAGGCCUACUCAUAGUGGUUGUAGUACUAUUAGUACGUUAUUAAAUUUUGGUAACAACAGUUAAGAAAAAGUCAACAUAUUAUAACGUAGUAUAACUUAAGGCGUACCCGUAACUUAAGUUAUUAAUAUUAGGGUUGUGGCGUGAACACCUUUCUUGUUUUUAAGCUUAACUUAAAACUAAAAGUUAAAAGCUAACGGAACAUCAUUAUAAGAAUUAAUUUGUUAUAUUACGCUUAUUAGGAUUAGGGCAGAUUUAGGUUAACUUAAAGAUAACUUAUGCACAAAAUAUAUAUGUUCAAGUCGUUGUUAAUGUAUGUAGUUUGGGAAAAAAUGUGAAGUUAAAUAUGAUGGUCUGAUUCUAAGAGUUCCUUUAUCACUUUUAGAGUAACAUACAAGGUAACCCCCAGUGUCUCAGUGGUAAGUCUUUGGACUUGUAUGCUAAAAGCCAGGUUUCACUACACAUGGUGAGCACGGCACAGAUAGCCCAUUGUGUAGCUUUGUGCUUAACUACAAGCAAGUGAUACACAAGGCUGUCACAUCCAACAUAAGUCAAUUACUUGUGUUGUCAAUUUUCUUCACUUCAGAUUUUCACACUGUGCAUUCCAUUUUUGUAGAAAUUGAUAAAAUUUAAAAGCAGUGUUUUAAUGUGUUGCUACAUCCACUGAUUAUUUUUUUCUUUUUGACCCUGGUCCCACCAGUAUAGUUGUGAGGCUAUUUUAUAUAAGCCAAUAAUUUUUAUGACAGAGUGGCUGACCCAGUUAGCAGUGAUAAAGAUUGAGCAUGUUCAGGGAUGGGGAUUUGAACCUGUGACCCUCAGAUUGAGAGUUGAGCACCCUAACCACCAGCACCUAUUGAUAUAAGCUCUGAAUGAUAUUACCAUGAUUUUAUAUCAGGUGUGUGCAUACUGUUGCAUGUUAGUACUGUGUUGACCAGCAAAAAAUGUAAUACUUUCCUUUUGUGUUCUCAUGUAGCUGUCAUAAAUCAAUGUUUUAUACAAAUUGGUGCCUAUGGGUUUUUAAGUAAAGCUACUGCAACAAAACUUAUGUUGUGAUGCAUGUAAAUAUCACCCAUUAAUUCUCUUGGUGUAAGGUAUAGACAAUGUGGGAGUAUGUAGUCAUUCAAGGCCAUUCUUGCACACCCAUUUUUGGAGAAAAGUAAAUAUUUAAACCAACCAUCACCUAUUUUUCAGGAAAUAAUUGAUACUCCUCUUAUAUUCUUGUACAUUGCUGGUCUCCACUACUGCUGAUGGCAGCUUAAUCCAUUAUGGCAUAAGUAAAUCACCGUAUAAUAUAAAUAAAACUGUCUUAAAUUUUAACUGAAGUCUAGCCUGUUUUUCUCCAAUCUUAAACUUGAGCCCUCUCAUUCAAUUCUACUUACAGUACACCACAAUGAAAUAUGAAGUGCUUAUCCUAUUUAUCCCCCAGAUAAGCCAAACUUUAAUAAGAUCACCUCUUGCUCUUCUAUUCCCAAAAGAAUGUAAUUUAAGAGAUCUUAAUUAUCUUUGUUGGUUAACCCUUCCAUCCUUGUUGUCCUCCUGUUAUCCCAAUAUUUUUUUGAGAUAUGGAGACCAAAAGUGUACACAGUAUUCCAGUGAUGCCUUAGUGUUUUGUGUACAUAAUUACCUCUUUUUGACUCUUAAUCAGUAUGUUGAUAAGUAAACCUUAACAUACCAUUAGAUAUACUACUAACAAGAGAGCACUGCUUUGAUAUCUUCAAGAGACUUAUCCACCACAGUGCCAAGAUCCUCUUUUUUUUAUUCACACUGCUGAGAGUGUUUGAAUAUAUAUUAAAUGUGUGAUCCAAAUUAUGAUAAUCUAAAUUUAGUACUUUGCACUUAUUAUAAUUAAGGGACAUUUGCCAAACAUUUGUUUAAUUUACCAACUGAACACCAAGUCAAUAUGUAAUUCAUCAUCAUCCCCAAUACAACUGGAAAUAUCCAAGAGUUUAAUGCCAAAGAAAUCUUUACUAAUUAUACCUUAAGCAAUACAAUUAAAUAAGAAAAAGCAAAUUCCCAAGCACUGACUUCUGAGACAGGCCUAUGAUUACCUGUGAGCAACAAUUAUAGUAUUAGUGUCACAGAAACUAAUCAAUCAAAAUUAUGAUUAAAUUGAUUAAUCAAAAGUAGUGUUUUCAAAUAUUAUUGUUUUCCAUUAUUCUAAUGGUCAGUUAAUUGAAAUAAUGAUUAUAUUUAUUGUUACAAAAGUAAUCAACUAAUUGAAAUUAGUUUCUGAUUAUUACAAUUUUCAGUUACUCCAACUAUCCAAAUAAUAAUAAUAUAGCAACCAAACUUGCUCCCCCUUUUGUCUGUUAUGGAAAAGUUAUUAAAGUGGCUACUGUGAUUAAUUUUGAAUUGCUGACUAGAUGGAAGGUAUUUGGCUGGUAGCUCCUGCCACCAACUGUUUUCUUUUUCAUUAUUUGUUUGUUUGUUGUUGAACUGCUGACUAGAGAGAAGGCAACUGUCCAGCAGCACCCACUACCAGCCUUUUCUUUUGUUGUUGAUCUGCUGACUAGAGAGAACAACAGGCUGAUAACACCUAUCACCAACUUUUUCGUUGUUGUUGAACUGCCUGCUACAGGGAAGUUAAGAAAUCUGAAAAUGGCAACUUUAGUGGAAGACUUUUCGUCAAGUGAAACACAAACAUCUACCAAUGAGCCAAUUUCUGAUGACAAAGAUAAGACCAGAGAUUUGUGUGGGAAUCCAUCAGAGCCUUUCAAGUGUGAAGUCUGUAACAAAUUGUUUAUCUCUUCAAGUUUUCUUGUGUGCCACACAGAAAUCUAUCAUAAAGAUAAGGAAGAAGUGAAUGAAAAAGAAAUUGGUGAUCUUUCUGCUGUUUUAUUUAAUGAAGAAAUUCCUGUUAAUGGAGAAGACAUCAAUGGACUUGUUAAGGAAUAUUCUUUAAAUAUAGAAAACAUGAAUGAAGCUGAAGAAGAGAAGACUAUGUUUUGUAGUAACAAUUGCAAUGAUAAAAAUGAAGAUAAACCUUGGAAACUUAAGGAAAACCAGAAUUGCAAGAAUAUUGACAAGGAUGAAAAUACCUUUUGUGAAGAUAUGCUUUCUGAAGUAGAAGAAAAUCAGGAGACAGAUGAAGGAACAAGAGACUUGGAGGAACAUUCUGUGUCUGAAACUGAAAUGUAUAAAUGUGAAUCUUGUGAAAAAUUGUUCAUUUCAGAGGAUUGCUUAUUAACCCAUAAGAAACAACAUAGUCUUUCAAGUUCUGAUGAGCAUCAUUGUAACCAUUGUACUUUUUCAACCAAAAGUUUUUCUGAGUUUUCAACUCACUCAGCCAUUCACCAAGAUUGCAAAGAAGAUGAACGACCCUUCAAAUGCCUGGAAUGUGGGAAAAAGUUCAAAAAGGAAAGCCGUCUUCGUCAGCAUAAAAAAUCUCAUGCCAAUUUCCAACCAGUAAAAUGCAGUCUUUGUGACAGUAUGUUCAGAAAAAGCUCUGGUUUAGCUACCCACAUGAGAGUUCAUCUAAGAAAGAUUCCUAAGUCACAGUCACGUGAAAAUGUUAAACUUAACAGACAGGAAAUAAUUGUAAGAAAGAUCAAUAAUGCAGGAGAUAAGCGUUUUCACUGCUCUGUGUGUGAUAAAGGAUUUACUAGCACAAAUAAUCUUAUGAAACAUUACAUAGCAAAACACGAUCCUAACAAUCCAAACAUUCCUUCUACAUCAUUUGAAACACAAAAACAAGAUGAUGAAAAAGAAGAAGCUUUGUCUUCGGAUGCAUACUCUUGUGAAAAGUGUGGAAGGUUGUUUACAUCCAUGAAAAUGUUAGAAGGACAUAAAAGAAUACAUCGAAAUGAAACAGAAAAUCGUCGUUUUAGAUGCCCACAUUGUAAAUAUUCGACAAAUAAGUCAACAGAUCUGCGAAACCACAUUGUAGUUCACACAAAUGAAAGACCACAUCAAUGCAGCUAUUGUGGAAAAGGAUUCACAGAACAGAGCAGCUUACGUAAACAUACUUUUACUCACACAGGAGAAAAACCUUAUGCUUGUGAUGUGUGUGGAAAAAAAUUCACACAACGUGCACAUUUACAAGUUCACAUGAGGAUCCACAACAAAGAGAAACCAUACCGAUGCCCAUACUGUGAAAAAACAUUUGCUUAUCAUAAUGUCCUGACUCGUCACCAGAGAUCUCAUACAGGAGAGAGGCCAUAUAAAUGUACCCUUUGUAGUAAAAGUUUUAAGAGCAACACUGCUCUUCAAGGCCAUGAAAUUGCUCAACACACCCAUGAAUAUCCUUUCAAAUGUACAGAAUGUGGAAAAGGAUUCUUACAGUUUGGAAGCAUGCAGAUUCAUUUGAGAAAUAUUCAUAAUAUAGCAAUUUACAAGCUUAAAGAGGGUCAUAAUUGAUUCUUGAUAAUUUCUUGUCUUUUUGUUCAUAUCCAACCCUAUACAAUAUGCAGAGCUGUAAAAUUUAUUAAUCGUACAUUAGCCAGACAUCUAUGUUUACUAGCCAGGAAGUUUUCAAAUGUAAUGCUUCUGUACAGCCACAGAAAACAAAUUUUAAAAGACUUGUUUUAUGUUUCUUGCAUAUAUUGUUUGUUAUUGUAAUUUCUCUUUUCUAAGUGUUCAGAUAUAACUGAAAUAAAAACAUGCUUUAAAUGCAUGUGUACUUUUUUCUGUUCAUUAUUUUGAGGUGACUUACUACAUAGUUACUUUGCUGGUGGUCAGUAGUAGCCUGGAUUACUGCUAAAGCCAAUUUUGAAAUCUAAUAGAAAGUGGUGAGAAGAGGUAGCUGUUUUAUUGUUGGGUAAGAAUGUGGUUUUUAGUGUAGGCUUGGUAGUUUAUUUCCUUAUGUUUUGUAUGAAGAUUAUUAAAUGGCUGGCUGUGAAACUAAGUUUCAACUGAAUAACAAGAUGUUAUAAGAUUUUUUUGCCAUCAAUUUAAAUCUUGUAGAGCAUUGUUCUGCUAAUCCAAGUUACAGGUGUACACACAGAAUGGCAUAAAGUUUGACCCACAAUUUUUAAGUAUCAUUUUUAGAAAAAUUACUUAUCAGUGUGCAAAUUUCUUUAAUCGUGAGAAAUAGGUGGAUAUUUUCAGCAUUGUGUACAAUAACUAUAUGUACAAAUACUUUGUGACAAGGCAGGCUUAAUGGAAACUGGAUAUUCUAAAAUGACCAUAGAUAUGCUUAAAGCAAUAAAUGUUUUGGUUGGACCUUUGGAAUUGUUUUCAUAGUAAAUAGAAAUUAUAUUAGGCACAACCACAAAAUUUUCAAACUUAUCAAAUCAUCAAACAAAGAACUCAGGAAAAUAUGAAAGAUGUUUUUUUAUUUCAAGUCUCUAUCUGUCAUAUAAGCCAAGAUAUUGCAGGUGAAAUUAUGGAUUUUCCCCCUAAUCCACAAUGAUAACACCUUAUCAUAAUCUGUGACUUUUUGUUCCUUGGAGUACAUCUUUCUUACAUACAUAAAUAAAUAUGACUUUCUUCAUAUUGGUAAUAGUAGCAUUACUCUUUCAGCAAAAUGCUUCAAUUCAUUCUGUAUAACACGAGCUUCUAUCUGCUAUAGAUGCUGUUGGUCAUUUUCAAAAACAAAAUGCAUAAUUAUUAUAGCAUUCUUAACUACAAGUCAAUCAAUGAAUUGGUCUAUACCCAUAUCUGCUUCGUUCAAAAUAGUUUGUAUUCACUAUACUCUCAUACCUACUUUUAAAAAAAUUUUACCAGUACAAAACAGGUUUUUGCUAGUAAAAAAGUUAUCAGCUACUCCAUAGCCUGGACAACACAAUACUGAAUACACCAAAAAACUUUCUGUACAAAUAUUACAUGGAUAAUGCAAUAUUGCAAGUUGUCUGAAUUGAAUUAUUUUCUUAUUCUUUUCUCCUGCUAGUGAACACACAUAUAUCACCAUAAUAUUAUUCACCUCCAUAAUAUCUGGCAAAACCAAUCUAAUUUUCAUGCAAGUAUAUUGCAAAGCAAGUAUCUGAUACUAUCAAUGUAUUUAAUCAAAGAUUAAAUCUCCAAGUAGAAUGUCAGUGAGUAUUUCACCACAUGUGAACUCAAAGGUGUCCUUGUUGUCAGAUGCAUACUUGAUGGUGACUUGAUUACCUGUGAUAUGCAAGAUUUCUCCUGGAUACACAGUCUCAGAGAAGUUUUCAUUUACCCAUGUUUGUUGAAUCACUUUGUCAUGUAGGUCACUUGGUGAGUUCACUAGUGCAACACAAAGAUCUGUCUUGGUUUGCCCACAGUCUGGGCAUAGUUCAAUGAUAUCCUGGUCAGUUAUGACUGACUUGGCUUGAAUCAGGGUCUUUGCCUUUGACUGAAGUUUUCUCCUGGCUUUGUCAUCCUUUUUUUUGGUGGUUCUCAUGCAACUACUUCACUCACUUCUCUCACCUUUCUCUUUCUCGGCCUUUCCAGUUGCAAACUUGACCACUGUGUUAUCUUUGGAUUAUAACCAACUCAUUUGUUACCUUGUUUAUCCAUGAUAUUUUCAUUACAUUUCUGUACACCCACAUCUCAAAUGCUUGUAAUCUGAACAGUUUGUGACUUUUGCUUUCUUUGGUAUUCUGACAAAUACUGAAUCAUUCAUAUCAGAUGGAAUGUAUCCAGAAUCAUAAACAAGGUUACACAACUCUGUAAUUUUCCUCAGUCCUGCAUUGUCUAAGGCUUUCAACAUUUUUGUAGUGAUGUCAUCAUUUCCACUUGCUUUGCCCUUUUUCAUAACUUCAAUAACCUUUUCUACUUCUAGCUUCAUUAUGGCCCUUCCUUCCUGGUUGUCAAUAUUAGAUGGAUCUCCUCUCCCAUCGUAAUAUUGUUCAUUCAUAUACUCACCCAUCUAUUAAUAAUUUCUUCUGAAUCAAACAGCAUUUUUCCAUUUGUAUUACAUACACAGUUGCUUCCAUUUUUGUAUCUUCUUAGGUUAGUCAUCUUUCUCACCUUUUCAUACAAAUCUUUUGUUUUUUGCUCUCUGUUCAGAACUUCUAUCUCUUCACAUUUCUUAUUCCACCAGGAUUCCUUAGCUUCUUUACACUUGUUUCUGAUUUCUUUAUAUAUUUCUUUGUAUCAUUCUGUUCCUUUGUGACUUUUUCUGACUUACAUCAUGUGCAGUAUUUCAUCUGUUAUCCAUGAUUUUUUCUUCAUAUUUUUCAUCUUUGGGAGAACUUUCUUUGCAGACUUCACCAUAACUUACUUGAGUGAUAUCCAUUUUUGUUCAGUUAUUUUGUUAUCAUUACUUUGUGUGACUUUUUCAUUGUUGAGCACAUCAAAUUAGUUGCGUACUUCCACUGCAUAUCUUGUCUUGUAUUCUUCUUAUUUCAGCAGGUUCGUGUCUAAUUGGUCACUUGCACCUCACUUUGCUGGCUUCUUCAAUUUAAUCUUCAUCUUGACCAUGACUGGAUUUUGGUCAGAGCCCACAUCAGCUCUCGAAUAGACAUGUGCUUGUUUCACACUGUUUCUAAAUUUCUGAUUUACUAGGAUGAAAUCUGUUUUAUUCCUGUGUAUAUCUCCAAGGCUCUUCCGGGUGUACAGUCUGCAUUUUGGGUGUUGAAACCAUAUGUUAGUAAUCAUCAUGUUAUGCUCUUCACAAAACUGCAAUAAUCGUCUUCCUCAUCAAGGCCAUAUUUUCCCACAAUGUCUAGAUGUUCUUUAUUCCCAACUUUAGCAUUGAAGUCCCCCAUAACGAUCACAAUUUCUCUACACUUUAUGUCUUCCAUAGCUUGAUUCAGUUCAUCAUAGAAUGUUUCCACUUUCUCAUCACUGUGAUCACUUGUUGAUGCAUAUAUUUAUAUGAUGUUACUAUCAAAAGGCUGACCUUUUAAUUUUGACAUAACUCAUUGUGAUACUGGUCAGUGUUCCAUCAAAUUUGCAGCUGUUGUUUUCUUCAUCAGUAUUUCUAUGCCAUUGAUGUGUUUUACUCCUCCUGAGUAAAUUAAUAUAUGAUCACCAUGCUGUACCUUUCCACUCUCUCCACCUUAUUUCACAAAGGCCUAGUACAUCUUCAUUCAUGUGUUUCAUUUCUUGUAUCAUAUUAUGAAUUUUUCCAUCUUGAUACAUAGUUUGUACAUUCCAUGUAGCUAUUUGUAAGGUCUGGCCUCUGGUUCUCCACUUUACACCAUCAAAUGGCUGCUUUCCUAAUGGUUUUGAGUAGCCAUCAUCAUUAUUAUGAGUUGUACUUUCCGCAAUAUCAGACUCUUCUUCUCUGUCACAUUGAGUGAGAGGUUUGGUCACAGGGGCCCCAAUUUCACCUCUAUUUCCAUCACCAUGACUAUCUAUGGACUCAUACUUGAUAAGGCCCCAAUUUCUUCCAAGGUAACUGACCACUGGUCCUUUUCUGUCAAGAGUGUGCCCUGGAUGUGUUAACUAUCUUGCUGUUGCACCAUCUGAACCAUUAACCAUCUAAUGUUCAGGUCCCUCUGCUUCUGCUGCUGCUUCAGUCUUUGUGCACUAAAGGGGUGAAGGCCCCUUUGCGACAGCUCAGUCCAGAACUGCUGAUACCCUCAUUUAGAUUAGCACGCCAGUCAAGGCAAGGUUCCAUGGUGUGGCUGCCAGUGUGCACUACCAGCUACUUGGAGCCAUAAGUGAGAGUUGUGUAAUAGUGGGAGACCAGUGUACAAUGUCCACAUCCAAGUUGAUGCAGAUGUGCAGCUGACAAUGUACAAAGGGACUACUCUUAACACUAACUACACCCAACACCACUCAAAUUACUAUUAACUGAAAAAUUAAAAUUUUGUAUGUCAGUAGCACCUACCUUCAACAAGGAAGAUCUCAGCCUGCCUGGAACUGAUGGGACACCAUCUUUGCAGGUAGUCAACUAGGUCAACCCUCAGAUGAUACACAGAUUCUGCAAGAUGGAACAUCACAUGUAGACGAUUUCAAAUAUGAGGGAGAAGCAGACUUCUAUCAGUGCUCCUCAUCUUUAGGAAAGAACAAAAGCUCCCUGGAUCUCCUGAUCCCUGCUUGUGCUGCACCUUUGAUAUGGCUGCAAUGAUGUUGAUAGCCAGGCACUCUUUGCCAAAUGGUCUCUCUUUUACUCCAUUCAUGGCCUCCUGUUUUCUCCAAAUAUCUUUUGCUUUUUGUGCCAUCCCAUCUAAUGGAUGCACAUUGCACUCAAGUUCAUUUAGUGUGUGGCUGAAGUUUCUGGCAAGAUUGUCUGUCACACAGUGGUUCACUGCUACCCUAUCAGUCAUUGUGUUGGUAAUGUUUCUCAUAGCUGUCUUGAACCCCUUCUCCAGAUUCUGGCAUUGGAAUGAACUGAAGGUGGUGGAAACAUCCUGUAUUGUCUCCAUAAUGUGAGUGGUGUAGUCUUUGUUGUGCCCAGCAGGAAGACUGGAUACACCUGAAAUUAAAGAAGUAUUUCUAUUCAACAUGUAUUGUAAAGUUAUAUUUUUUAUGUCUGCUGACAGCCAGCAUUUGAAUAAAACUGAAACAAUAUUGAAGACUCGACACAACAGACUGAAGUACAUUAUAAGUUUGAUAUAUUGUGUAUCAAGAAUUACAUUUCUAUCUGCCAUAGAUUGAGGUGGAGUUCCAGCACAGGGUUGAUUAUCUCCCCUGCCUGCACAUCACUUAUCACUCCCAUUUCUCGUGCCAUGAGCUUGACUGGUGAAUUGCUUGGGAGAGACUGAAGUUCAUUGCCUGUCAUCUUCUUGAUGUUAAAGUGCACAACAUUUGCUGCCUGCUCCAUAGGGACUUGGUGCUCCAAGCAGUAAUAAAUACACCAUCUUGUUUUUGAAACAUAAGUCUUCUUGUCAUAUUUAUUUUGUACUUUCUCCUUCACCUCAUGAUCCAAAUCAGUUAGCUUUAUUUCUAAGUUUUUGUUCAGUUCUCUAACCCUUUGCAGUUCAACAGUAAUAUUGUUGGCUUGGGCUUUCAGUUUAUUGACAGUUUUGCUGUCCUUGUGUUUCCAAUAAGCAGCAUUUCUUCUCUGUUGGCUUUUACAUCAACACAUACAGGUUUUCAGAUCCUCAUUGGCCUGUGAUAUAUUAUUAUUAUCUGGUUUUUUAUUUGUUUUUCCUUGUUUGAUUCAAUUUAUGCACAAGGAUCACAAUCCUAGCAUCUUUUCAUGCAUUGACUUAUCCUUUUGGGAACAUAUUUCUUCACUUUGUUUUUUAGUCUAAUAUUUUCUUCUUUAAUCUUAUUCAGUUGAUCAUUAGUGUCUGUUCUCUGAGCAAUUUUUUUAGCUAAACUGAUGUUAAUAUUUUGUAGUAGUGCACAGUUGGUGCAUUAGCAAAGUCACGAUUUCAUUAUUAUAUUGUUCAGAUGACUCUGUACCUGGAGUCUUUGGAUUCUUUGUAGAUGGACCAACAAAGUCACUUUCCAAAAAGUCUUCAAAAUGACUAUGUGGGUCAAUGCGAAAACGAGACUAAAAUUAAUGAUGCAUGUCUGCCCCAUCAAUGGAAGUUCUCCAGUCACAGAUUUUCCCCCUGCUGAGACGUUACACAGUUUUGCUCGUGACCUCAGCCUUUGUAGCCAUGCCUAAUAAUAUGUAAAUAUGGGUUCCAUUAAGUGUGUUAGGUAGUGGGAUGUGUGAGGAAGCUUGAAACACAUUCAUUAAAGAGAGAGUUUAGACAUUGAUGAGAGAGCUUAUUAAUUCCAAGAUGAUACCUAGUAUCCUCACACAUAACAGCUUGAUCCUUCAUACAUCUGCAUAUGAAACUUGCAUGUCAGUAACCUUGAACUGUCUUCCACCUAAAAAGCAUGUGUUCAAUGUGAACUGUGCUUGUGCAUGAUGACAUUAUCAUGUGACAUAGGCCCUCCACCAAUAUGAAGGUGACCCAACCUCCUUGAGAAUUAUUGUCCCCUAAGCACUUGUAACAGGUGGCUGGUAGAUGUAGUUGUUAGGUCAACUUCACACAAGUUAAAAAUAAAUUUAUUUAUUACCGGGUUGUGCAGUUGUGGGAUAAGAAUUGACUCAGAGACUGGUGACUGAAAUAUAAUAUAAAACUUUAGUUGAAAAUCUUCAAAUAUUCAUCAACAUCGGCAGUACCAAAAUUGUCAUGAAAUAAUUCUAUGUCAGAAUGAUUAAAUACUUCAUACUGUAUGGUUAACUGUUCAUUGAUCAAGUCUCCUACAAGGUUAAUCAACACUGACACUAUAACAAGCAAAUUAUUAGGUUAACACAAGAUAUACAUUCCGUCAUAGUUAUGUUUAGCAAAUUCAGUUAAAACUUUUAAAAUAUCAUUCAACAACUCUUAUUACUUCUUCAAUUAGUUUUGCUAAAUCUACAAUUGAAAUUCCAUUAACAGUAUCCUAUUCUCAGACAUUAUACACCAUUUUGCAAGUACGUUAUUAGACUAUAGAGCGGCAGCAAUCAUUACUUGGAGAGAGUUUGUUCAGCAAAUGUUUUCUGUAUGCUGGAGUACAGCCAUCCUUGAUCAGAAAAGUGGGAAAGUUCUGGACCAAAAAAUGACAUUUUAUCCACAUUUUCUUGUGUUUAUUUAAUUUCUCAACAAGUGCUGUAUAGCUAUUUUGCAAGUAGUUCCUUCAUUUAAUUUGCACAUUUGUGUCCUUCUACUAAACCAAAACCAUAACUAUAUGUUAAUUGAUUGGUACUUUAAUGUAAGUCUUCUCUCAUAUACUCCUACACUUGUUGCUUUCAAUCAAAGAUCUGCUAUUUUUUUUUUAUAAGUCCACUUCAGUUAGUCUGGUUUCUAAUAUCCUAAACAUUUGUCAUUUUUCUGUACCAUGAUUGCAUCUGUUUAAUGCUGAUAAGAGAACUGUUGGUUUGGACUUUUCGUAUUACAUCUUGGAAUAUAUUUCACUCAACUUGUGUAUUUACUUUAAUGUUUUCUUGUCAUUAUUUAGUUAACCAUUAUUUUUUAAGUUUCUAUUAUUUAGUUACACUAUGUGUGUUCAUCCUUGAUCUGACAUGUUUGUUUGGACUCAUAAAAAUUCAAAUUUUUCAAUCAAUUAAGCACUUACCUUCCACUGCACCUCCAUCAUAGAAUGAAGUUAUUGUAAGUGCUUAGGAGGAGCUAUUGCACAAGGAGGUUGUGUCCCUCCAUUUGUGGAGGGCUAUCAUUGCAUGAUGUACAAGUGCAGUUCAUGUUAAACAUGCUAUUUAGUUGGGAGUUAGCAAAUCCCAUAGGCAGGUACAUGAGGGAUCAAGCUAUUCUGUAUGAAGAGGUAUGUAUUGGAAAUACAUUUUCAGGUAAGGAUAGUGGGAAUAAAUAAAUUGAUAGCCACGGAGGAGUUUGGAAAUAGAAGAUUUGUAGAAUAAGUUAAGUAAUAGUUUUAAGGAUAAGUCUAUCAGAUUUAAAGUUAAACAUAAUAGACUGAAGGACAAUCUUAUUAUUAUUAUUGUAAUGUUAGGAGUAUUAGAGUUUAUAGCUCAAACUGAAAUUGAAGGCUAUGAUAUAAUUGGUAUUACUGAAACAUAUGGGUAGAUUUGGGGAAUACUGAUAAUAGAAAUUGUCUUGAAGUUCUAGAUUCUAAGCUAUUUAAUAGGAAUAAAUUGUUUUUAACCCUCUCACUACAGACAGGUUAGAGGGAGCAUGUUAAGACAUUUUAGAGAAUUAUUUUCAGAAUUUAAUUAAACUUUAUUAUGAAGUAUGUCAGUAAAAUUGGCAUCAAAACAUAGUUUAUAGUUCAAAUUUUAAUAUUAUAUAUGUUUCAAUUUCUUGAUUUCAAAGAAACUAUUACAAACAAUAUACUAAAUAUCUUUUUUUGUUUGUCACAUUGCACAUACUCUUGUCUUAUUGGUUAAUUUAUAUUUUAUUAUGCCUAUCAUACAAAUCUGUAGUGGUUAUCAAAUUAGAUAUUCAGCUAUUACAAACUAUUACAAACAAUAUACUAAAUAUCUUUUUUUGUUUGUCACAUUGCACAUACUCUUGUCUUAUUGGUUAAUUUAUAUUUUAUUAUGCCUAUCAUACAAAUCUGUAGUGGUUAUCAAAUUAGAUAUUCAGCUUUCAGACAUUGAAAAGCUAGAAUAUAAAAUGAGAAUUUCCCACCUUUUUAAUUUGCUGAGGUAUCAAUAUAUUUAGCAAAACUACCAGAGUAGCCCCACCCACAUGUUUAUAAUCAGUAGAAAAAAACACAUUCUAAGCUACUUAAAUCUGACAGUUGUUUUUAACUAGUUUGAAGGGGAAAGUCAGGUUUUUACUGGAAAUGUUAAAAUCUGUUGACUGAAUUGUUGUUUUGAACAGAAAUGAGAUUUUUUAAAACUCGUAUAUAGCUUAGUUAGAAAGCCAGAUAAAUUACAGUGAUGUUAUGUGCACUAGUAUGGUAAUUUGAUAAUUAUUUGGUUUUCUAUAACAUAUCUUUGAAAUUGACAAGAAUUAAUUUGUCUUCCCCCUUCACUUGAGAGAAUAAACUAGGCUUAGCAAGUACAACAUGAGUGCAAGUCCGUUUUGUAGCUUUAUAAAUUGACAUAGUGGUGAUUGAGUCACUCAAGCCAUUGAAGCAGUGCUCUGCUGCUAGUAAUGAAGUUAAUAAAAUUUUUAAUGUGUAAUUAGUCAUUCAUUAUGAGUCAGAAGAGGUAAUUAUCUUUAUACAAAUCAUUAUAUACACUUCAUUUGGAAAACUGUAUGCAGUUUUGUUCUCCUUGUCUAAAAACAAGAUGCUGAAUAAUUUGAAAUGGUUCAGAGAAAAACAAUCAGUAUGAUUCCUGGGAUGAAAGUUAUUUUGUAGGUUAGAUUAAAAUCUCAACUUAUUUUUUGGUAGGAGAGGUAGUUCUUUUAUUCACCUUCCGUUAUUGAGUAAUGUGUGUGUAAGAUACUAAUUUUAUUCUUAUUGAUAAAUAUAAGUGGUCUUUUUUUUCCCCCUUUGACAAACACUCCAGUAUUAACCACAGCUAUAUAUAACCUAACAGGUGGUGAUCUACUUCACAGUAAAUGUCACUAUUUCCAUGUAACUUUACAUUCAGAUCUUGGAACCAGCAAGAUAUUAAAUGUUCAAACAUUGCAUAUUAUAUAAAAAUAUUCCAGUAUUUUUGUUUCUUCAAUAUUCAAAAUACAUUUUUUAAUAGGAUAUGUAUUUUUUUCACCUCAAAAUGAUCUUUAAAGUUUUUCUAUGUGACUGUGCAAGUGUCCUAAGCUGUGCAUAACAUGAUAUAAUAGUACCAUUUAGUUAAGGUUUGACUUGUAUAUAUUCUCUUGUUGCCCUUCUUUUUUAGAUGCAGUUGCUCUUAUAUUUGUAUUAAAUAAUUGAUCUGUACUACUUCUGAACUGUCAUAGAAAACAUAAGCAUACAUGUAUAAUAUUUUUAUGGACCCUAUAGAUUUUCAAUGAAUUCAUAUAUGUAUCAACAGUAAUACAGAGGAAACCAUAGUGAACUUUUACAAUUUAAAAAAUGGAGUUAUGUGAUUAAAAAAAAAGAUGGUGUAUUAAACAAUGAAUUGGAGAUGCACUGUAUUAAUGGUGUGCUCUAUAUGUAAUUUAGUUGGAUUUACCAAAGGAUUACUGUAAUGUACUUAUUUUUUGGAUAAGCCUGAUAAGGUAUGAUAAAGUGUUUUUCAGCUAAAUGAAGCUUUUGUAUUGGAACUGCAUGACAGAAAAUGUUAUAUUUACAUUUAACUGAUGGCAUAUUUUGUAUUUAUGCAUUAAGUUUUUUUGGAACAUACCAUAAGUAUUAAUACAUAAAAGUAUAGUACCAUAAUGAGCAUAUUUUGUCAAUGUGUUAAAUCUUAAAUUAUGAAAUAGAAGCAAAUCAAAUAAUUUCAUUAUUCAUUGAAUUAGUUUACUUUUAUGUAUUGUUUAUGGUCUCUGUUUUGAUAUUUUAGAUUUAGUAGUUUCUACCUAACUAUGUAUACUGUGGUACUAGUGAAUAUAAAUCACCUGUGAAUGUGAUACACUGUUGUAUGUCUUAUAAUGGGUUAAAUUAUAUAUACAUUUGUUCCAUAAUGUUCUCAUUUCUAACUGAAUUAUUGAGCUAAUAUUAAAGGAAAAUUAAAUGUUAUGUAGAUUAGAAAAUAAACCUAAUAAUGUGACUUGGAAUAUUUUUGUAUAGCAUACUGCAGAAUGUGUGCACUGUGUUUGUAUCAGUCAAAAUCAAAUGCUUUUAACACAAGAUACAUAGUAGCAGUGGUAGUUUGUAGUCCUUGAUAAAAGUGUAUAAUUUUGAUCUUUUUAUGCAACAUUAAUUUAGGAAACUAUUUGUAUGUAUUUGUAGUGCAUAUAUUAAAAUACUUAGACAUGUU